Molecule: messenger RNA, 2058 nt
Organism: Fomitiporia mediterranea MF3/22
Lineage: Eukaryota; Fungi; Basidiomycota; Agaricomycetes; Hymenochaetales; Hymenochaetaceae
Exons: 16
Coding region: 1-2058 (685 amino acids)
Cellular component (GO): cytosol; nucleus; mitochondrial outer membrane
Molecular function (GO): protein binding
Source: RefSeq, a predicted model, not a curated record
AUGGCGAGCAAAAGCAACUCAGGAAAAGAUGUUGUUGAUGCAGAAGAAGCUGCUCUGCUAGCAGCGACCAAGGGCUUCGACCAUCUCUUCUCAAACCGACUCGCGGACGCGCGUGAACAGUUUGCGUCGGAUGAUUCGCCGUAUCAUUUACUUGGACAGGGAGUUUGCGCGUUCAUGCAAGCUGCGCUGGGUAUGGAGACAAAUCUGAUGGGCGAGGCUGCGCGGUGUCUGAGCGAGUCGGAAGCGGGUGCGAAGAAGGGUAGCAGGACGAAUAAGUCUGCAAAUGGCGGAAAGAGCUCGUUCCCUCCUGGAAUUGAGUUUGAGAUCUUGCAAGCGGACGUGAUUGUACUGCAGGGUCUUGUUCACGCAUUGAGUGAAUCAUAUAUGGGAUAUCUUCAAUGCCUUUACGCACUGAACAACGCACAUUCGAGGUUCACGAAGCUAUAUAAGACCGUUUUUCCGACUGGAAUUGACUCAUACAUCACGCCUGCAACUACCCCCAUUCCUUCUCGGAGCCCCUCAACGCAUUCCCUGGCCUCGGCGGGCUCCGUGCGUUCUACAACGGAAACUGUCACUGCUUCAUCUGUGUCGUCUAAAGGAAGUUCGUUCUUGGGUCGGUGGGGUCUUUCCGCGUCGAAUGCCUCCAAAGGUCCUCCACAGUCGGUGCUCGAACCGGAAGGCCCAGUGGAAGAACUAAUUGUAUCCGGCGCAGCUUUCGGUUAUGGACUUUUCAAUCUCGUAUUCUCUCUCCUUCCCGCAAAAGUCAAAACUGUAGUUGGAUUAUUUGGCUUCCAACAUGAUCGACGAUUGGCUUUGCAGGCGUUAGCUGUCUCUGCAGCAAGGAAGGACGUUCAUGCAGUCUUCUCCGGGUUGACUCUUAUGACGUAUCAUGGAGUUGUGCUUCUCAUGUCUGGAUACCAGGCGGACGAGGCACAUAUCGUGAAACAGUAUAAAGCAAUUGUUGAUAGUGCGAUAUCACGCUAUCCAGAUGGUGCUUUAUGGAUCUUAAACCGAGCGAAGAUUCUUCGUAUGACAUACGAUCCGGAAGGUGCGAUAGCUGUUUUACAGGAUGGCUUACGACCUGAGCGACCAGGCCACUUCCAGCAGGCCGAUGCACUUCUUGUUUUCGAACUCGCAUGGACGCUGUUAUCUCAGCGACGAUACCAAGAAGCCGCAGACAUGUUUAUGCGCAUGACGGAGGUUAAUACUUGGAGUCAUGCUAUGUAUUACAUGCUUGUGGGCGGUACAAUCGUCAUUAUCAAUAGUGCUUGGACUAUGACUAAUUUGUUCCUUGUAGGAUGUUAUGUAUCCCUGGGCGACCGCGUCAAAGCGAAGGAACUCUUUGACAAGAUCCCUUCGUUCCUGGAUAAGCGAAAGAUUGGUGGUAAGGAGAUCCCAAUGGAGACGGUGAUCAGGAAGAAACUUGCCUUCUACAAAGCCAAGGCGAAGAGGAAUGGGUCGGACGAGUCUGCUUAUGUUGACUUCAUGAAGAUCAGCCCUACAGAAGAGCUGGCAAUAAUCUGGAACACGCACCAACGCAUAACGAAAGAAAUUGCAGUCGAACAUAUCAAAGUGCUCACUUCACUAUCACCUCCCGUAGCUAUCACAACGAGUUCCUACGUCAUCCCACCCGAUGCCGAUGCCGAGAAGAAAACUACAAAGGACCUCGAUACCCCUGACGAGCUUGCGAUACGCUCAUUCAUCCUCGGGAUAGUCCACCGCACACUAGAAGACUUUGCAUCUUCACGGGCUUUCCUCACAGAAGCGUAUUCCCACCAAUCAGAGAUUAUUGAUAGUAAAUGGGUCGGCGGAGUGGCGCUAUUCGAGCUCGCGGUUUUAGACCUCAAGGAGCUUGAAUUUCGUGAGAAGACGAAGCCCGAAUUAGAUGCGAACGAACUCAAGUCGGAAUGGGCGAAGGUGUUGAAGACGGCUAGCGAGAAAAUAGAGAAGGCGAUGUCUAUCUCUGGAAGUACUGUGGAUUUGUCAUCUAGGUUGGAUGGUCGGGUGAAUAUGUUGCGCGAUGAGAUUGGGAUCAAGAGGGAGAUGCUUGGACUUUAA